GUAGCACACAAAGUCACUCAGACAUCACUAUGAUGUCAUAAUUUGACUUUCGUGAUAUCAGAAAAUGACAUUUGCAAUAAAAUCCAAAUUAAAAGUGAGAAAUGAUAUCCAAGCAGGUUUUGGGACUCUAUUAUGCUCUAUAAAGAUCACCCAGUCAGAAUUUUUCAAAAAAUUAAUAAUUUAUAAAAAUCAAUUUCUGACAUCUGACUGACAUCACUGUGAUGUUUGUUUGACAUCACUGUGAUGUCAGAUACUCCAAAAAUAAAAAUGGCCUUAAAAGUUGAGAAAAUAUUUAAUUCGCGCACAUCCGAGACCAAUUUUUCGAAAUUUUAAUUUUUUUGGCCCAUCUCAUUUUCUGACUUCUGACUGACAUCACUGUGAUGUUUGUCUGACAUCACUAUGAUGUCAGACAGUCCAAAAUUAAAACUGGCCUCAAAAGUUCUAAAAAUGUAUAAUUCGCGCUCAUCCGUAACAAUUUUUCGAAAUUUUUAAUUUUCUGGCCCACUUGCAAGCAAAGCACUUAUCGAUGUGGACUUAGCACAAUUUGACGCGCGCGGUUUCUCACAUUCAAGCGCUCGGUCACCAGGCGGCAGCACCGGCAGCAGCGAUCAUGCAGCAAGCUGAGCGAGCGAGCCUGACUGAAGUUGCGCGGCCAUGUUUAAUAGUGAGAGCAGACUAAUUCGCGCCAUAAAGAGUUUUUACAGUGGUAAAGACCGUGUGUGAAGUUCGGAGUUCACGACACAUGCAGGGCAUCUAGUUGUUUGUGUCCCGCUUUUGCUGCACAAGAUUGUCGUCGGCAUUGUAAGUAUACCCGCCUCUGCUAUCAUGGAUUUGGGUGAUAAUAGGAAAGAUGUGGAAAAAAGAAGUAAGCAGACUCGUCGUGAAAUCGCUCGAGUUUUAGACAAAUUGGAUAGAGAAUCGGGAGGAGAAUCAAGUUCUGACGAUGGUAGCCCAAGCCCAAGUUUUACCGAAAAGAACAUCGAUGAAGAUCACGUUAUUGGUGGUGAAAUCCCAGCAAAUUUAGAAGAAGUACAAACUGCCAGCGAAUUUAGCUCCGAGGAGAGCUUUGAUGAAGAACAGUUACAGCAAAGUGAUGAUUCUGAGGAACUACAACAAAGUGUGUUUGAUAUAGAAGAUGAGGAAGGAGAAGACAGUGGUGUGGGGCAACCAAUUGACACAAAAGACCCUUCAAUUCUUAGUCAUAUUGUGAACUGGGCCUUGAAGUUUUUAGUUUCUCUUGUUGCUCUGAGAGCACUUCUGUUCAUUUUGAGACAGCAUCCUUGUUUUGCGGAGUUUCCAAAAGACCCGCGGACAUUGCUUAAAUCUCCAAGAAGGACGAAAGUUGAAUCAAUCCCACCUGGAGAAUAUAUACACCUUGGAAUCAGCGAAGGGUUAAAAAACAUUUUUUCGUGCACACUGUGUGACAUAGAUAUCAUUAACAUUGACAUUGGUAUCGACGGUGUUCCAUUGGCUAAAAGUGGGGGCCAUGACUCGUACCCAAUCUGCGCUGCCGUCAAAGUUAGAGACAACGAAUAUGUAUACACUGUCGGCCUAUACCAUGGCGAGGAGAAGCCAAAUUCUUCCAAUGCGUUUUUAAAGCCAAUGAUUGACGAAGCUCUCCAACUGCAUGAGCAUGGUCUAGAGAUCAAUGGAAAGAUUAGGAUGGUAAAAAUUAGAAACCUAUGCGCGGAUGCCCCUGCCCGUUCCUUUGUGCUUAAAACUAAGUACUUUAACGGCUAUUUUUCCUGUCCUAAAUGCAAAAUCCGCGGCAAAAGAAAAUUCGGGACAGUCUGCUUUACAGUAAAAACAUUAAGAAAACCUGAGGAAAGGACAGAUGCAGACUUCCGGGCCAAGCAAGAUAAGGAGCAUCACCACGGCACAUCCGAGCUAGAACGACUUCCUUAUUUUGACUGCGUUAAAAACGUUACUCUGGACUACAUGCACGUUGGCUGCCUUGGUGUGAUGCGAAAAGAAAUGAAACUACGUGUUUCAAACCGUGCUGGUUCGAAAGGUCGGCUCGCCAGACAAAAUAUCCAGCAGCUCGACAAAAUACUGACUGGCUUAACCAACUACAUCCCUUCGGACUUCUCGCGGAAAUGCCGCCCUCUCAAGUUCCUGGACUUCUAUAAAGCCACGGAAUUCCGGCUAAUCAUGCUUUAUACCGCCCCUUUCAUCUUCCGAAGUGUCUUAGAUGAUGAAGGAUACAGAAAUAUCUUGCGACUUCAUUGUGCCAUGAGAAUUCUUGCAUCGCAAGAUUUAUGCAUCUCCAUGAACACGGUAGCACAGCGGUUGCUUGACGAAUACGCAAGAAUUUUCGCAAGGAUUUACGGUAAAAGCAAAGUGAGCCACAAUGUUCAUGUCAUCACUCACCUCCCGAACGAUGUUUUAAUCAAUGGCCCGCUCGAUAAUUUUUCGUGCUUCAAAUUUGAAAAUUACUACCAAGUCUAUAGGAAACUAGUGAGAUCAGGAUACAAAAUGCUGCAACAAAUUGCAAGAAGGGUCAGCGAGUUAAAUCAAAACUUGGUCCAAGAACAAACAUGGAAACUAGCAGAAAAUGGUGCCAGUCAGCAUCACGAAAAUGGCCCUCUGGUAGCUGGUUGCUCUUCGCCACAAUAUAAGAAACUUGUCACAAACUCUGCCAAGAUUGGUAUUGCCCCACCAGAAAAUUGUGCUAUGAUCGGAAAUGAAGUUGUCCUUAUUGAAAACAUUGCGACGAAAAACGAAGACAUCUUUGUGAUUGGACGAGCAUUUGAGCGGAAAACAGAUUAUUUUCGCAACCCCGAAUUUUCAAGUUUGCUUGGUGAAUUCAAGUGCAAAAGAUUGGGCCCACUGAAGUGUUGGAGAGCAAGAAACGUAACUGCAAAAUGCAUCGCAAUUAAAAUUAGUGAAUCGAGCUACUUUGUCUCAAGACUGAUUCACACAUAAAGAUGUUCAGCGUUGUACACUUCCCUGCAUCUAAAACAGUUGAUGCAGUGCCCUCUCACUGGAUCAAAAAUGGAAGAGUCCCUUGGCCAGAGACGGGCAUGAGCAAGGCGACAUUGAAAA
Molecule: messenger RNA, 3045 nt
Organism: Cloeon dipterum
Lineage: Eukaryota; Metazoa; Arthropoda; Insecta; Ephemeroptera; Baetidae
Exons: 3
Coding region: 826-2925 (699 amino acids)
Source: RefSeq, a predicted model, not a curated record